This is a messenger RNA of Miscanthus lutarioriparius, 798 nucleotides long. NCBI's taxonomy places the organism in Eukaryota, Viridiplantae, Streptophyta, Magnoliopsida, Poales, Poaceae. The record is from the annotation of a GenBank genome assembly.
AUGGCCUUUGGCCUAAUGGGGCAGGGCUCACUGCCUCACUGGCUCAACCGCUCAGCUCUAAAUUGGAUUGGGGAGGAAGAGGAAUUCAUAGCCAGCCUUCCUUGUCUCUCGGUGCUCGGAGAACCCAUCGAGCAGCUGACGCAGCACGCGGCCGAGCCAAGCAGCGGCGCACCAGGUGUUCAGGACAAGAACACGUCGCCUCUGCUCGAAGAGAUCGCGGUGCCAUCCGUCGCCGAGCUAGCGUACACCGGUGUCAGGUUCUGCCCGACGGUCGGCGACCUCUCCAUGGUCGACUUCUGCCCGGCCACCGCGACGCUGCACCUCCCGGUGAUCGGCGUCGACGUCAACAGCGAGGUGGUGUUGCGGAACCUGGUGGCGUACGAGGCGGCGGCGGGCCUCGGGCCGCUCGUCCUGGCGCGCUACGUGGAGCUGAUGAACGGGAUCAUCGACACCGAGGAGGACGCGCGGAUGCUGAGGGAAUGCGGCGUCGUGCUGAACCACCUCAAGAGCGACCGGGAGGUGGCCGAGCUGUGGAACGGCAUGACGAGGUCCGUGAGGCUGACGAGGGUGCCCGCGCUGGACAGGGUCAUCGACGACCUCAACAGGCACUACGGCAGCUGCUGGAAGGUGAGGGUCAGGACGUUCGUGAAGGCGCGCGUCCUUGGCUCCAGGGAGCUGCUCGCCUGUGUCGCCGUGCUCUUGCUCUUCCUUUUCGUUGGCCUCCAGGCGUUCUGCGUGCUUCGUGGCUGCGUCCCUGUCUCGUACGGGAUGGCCAACAGAAAAUUUGGCGUCUCAUGA